Prorocentrum cordatum is the source of this 654-nucleotide messenger RNA. The record is from the annotation of a GenBank genome assembly. Lineage: Eukaryota; Dinophyceae; Prorocentrales; Prorocentraceae.
AUCUCUUGCAACAAGAAAUAUCUUGGAUACACGCUUGAGAUGAACAAUGGCGAGAUUCCUUCAUCAGAAGGCGAUCCCGAGGAGCAGUUUGUCAUGACGACUGCGUUCGGACAGAAGAUCAAGAUCGCCAUGCCGCAGCAGAAGUUCAAGGGCGAGGGUGGCAGCAAGAACUGCUUCGCCUACGCUACUCACCAGAGCUACCAGAUACCGGCGCAAUCUCCUACACUGGUUGAAAAGUACGGCGACUCGCCUAUCCUCAGGCCGCACGAGGUAAGCAACGAGGGUCUUCACGUUGCGAUGGAUCGCGAAGAGGCAAUUUUUAUCGGCAGGACCUCAGACAUAAUCAAGGAAGAGUUGUCCAAAGAGCUUCCCAUUGUGGAGGGGCGCUCGUACUACAUCGUCGCUGUCUUCGUCACUCCCGGCGAGGAGUAUCACUUCUGGGGCCUGUGGAACAAUGGCUGGUAUUGCGUGUCAUCAAAGAUCAGCGCGGUGGCGCAGGAUUUGGGCUACUUCUCCAAUCCCAGCAAGCAGUGUCCUAUGGGCUCCGUGUUCACCCUCAUGAAGUCCAAGAAUCCCAAGUACAGCCCCGACCUGGGCGGCUUUUGGCUCUUCCCGUGCCGCAGCCAGAGCUGGCUAUUCGAGACCUGCUGGUAG